Cynara cardunculus var. scolymus (artichoke) is the source of this 2410-nucleotide messenger RNA. Its product is annotated as formin-like protein 4. The transcript has 2 exons. The coding region runs from base 12 to 2345 and encodes 777 amino acids. Lineage: Eukaryota; Viridiplantae; Streptophyta; Magnoliopsida; Asterales; Asteraceae. Gene Ontology annotation, biological process: actin nucleation; actin cytoskeleton organization. Gene Ontology annotation, molecular function: actin filament binding. The record is from RefSeq and is a predicted model, not a curated record.
UCUGCAUUUCAAUGGCUGCCAAAAUCCCAUUUCUGCCAUUGUUGUUGCAUUUCUUCUUGUUUGCUUCUUGUUUCCUACCCCAAUCAUCUUCCCAGUCCAUCCCUCAAAACGUUCAAGUCUUUUAUCCAUGGCCUCUUCCUCCUCCUCCUCCUCUUCCACCACCGCCACCUCCAUCACCAUCGCAACCGCCACCUCCACCUCCAUCAGCGGAUAUUACACCUACUCCUACUCCCACCAUCAGCACACCUGCCCCCACAUCAAAGUCAUCUAACAAAACCGUUGCCACAGCAGUGGCUGCAACUGCAGCAAGUGCUUUGGUUUUAUCAGGGUUGUUCUUUUUACUACUCGUGAGAUAUAAACGCUACCGGAAAGAGAAAGAACCGAGUUUACAUGGUGGCAAUGACAACGGCAAUGACAAUACCCGGCAACCGGUUUUGCUUAUGCAUGAUCAGUUUAUGAGAUUUGAAGGGGUCAAAGGGGUGAUUGUUGAUGAAGAAGGAUUAGAUGUGCUUUAUUGGAAGAAUCUAGAUGGUGAUGAUGGGCCUAAAAAAGCACUCUUUAGGAAAGAACGCCCAAGAAUCAACGAGAAAGAAGAAGAAAAGAAAAUGAUGGCAGUUGACCAUGGCGGAAGAAAGUCAAAGAAAUUUGAAGUUCAAAUUCAGGAAGUUCCUUUACUCAGAGGAAAAUCUUCAGGUUCUCACCUUUGGCCUUCGGGGGAAGAAAAUAGAAGUCAAAAUAAUUCUCCUCCGGUUGUGAAUCAAGAAAUCUUGAUGAAAAGUCAGCUGUCAUCACGCUCUCCACCACCAACACCGCCUUCACCACCACCACUGCCGCCACCUCCCCCUCCUCCACCACCUUCAACUGUGGUAGCAAGAAAGAGUUAUGUCCCGCCACCACUGUUACCACCUGAAAUAGGUGGUUUCACUUCAUCAUCAAGACCAGCACCACCUUCACAGGUCAAACUCAAGCCACUGCCUUGGGAUAAAGUCAACGCUAACGUGGGGCAUCCAAUGGCAUGGGACAAAAUGAAAAACGGUUCUUUCAGGUUUGAUGAUAAUCUCAUGGAAGCGCUUUUUGGAACCGUGGCAGCAAACAAAAAAUCGCCACGAGAGAACAUCAACUCGCCAACUCCAAAAAACAUACUAAAAUCAGGUCCACCCUCUCAAGUGUUCAUCCUUGACACCCGGAAAUCGCAAAAUAUAGCAAUAAUUCUUCGAUCAUUAGUCGUCUCCAGACAAGAAAUCAUUGAUUGCCUCCUUGAAGGCAAAGGCCUAGACACAGAUACCCUCGAAAAGCUUAGUCGAAUCAGUCCCACAAAAGAAGAAGAAGAACUCAUUCUCAACUAUGAUCAAGACAUCACACGGCUAGCUGACGCUGAAUCUUUCCUCUACCACAUACUGAGAGCAGUUCCCUCAGCUUUUACUCGAUUCAACGCUAUGUACUUCAAGUUAAACUACACCUCAGAAGCAUCCAACAUCAAGAACACCUUACUUACGAUUGAAACGGCUUGCAAAGAACUUAGAAAUCGUGGGAUUUUCGUUAAACUGCUAGAAGCAAUUCUAAAAGCAGGCAAUCGUAUGAAUGCGGGAACCUCAAGAGGAAAUGCUCAAGCUUUUAAUCUGAAUUCUCUACUGAAGCUAUCCGAUGUUAAAAGCAGUGAUGGAAAGACAAGUUUGCUUCAUUUCGUUGUUGAAGAAGUUGUUCGCUUAGAGGGAAAACGCUGCAUGAUCAACCGAAAUCACAGCUUAAGAAAUAGUACCGUUGGCUUAAACUGUGAUGCAUCUCGAGGGAAAGAUUACAUAAUGCUGGGAUUGCCUGUAGUGGGAGGAAUAAGUUCCGAGUUUUCUAAUGUCAAGAAAGCUGCUGGAAUUGACUAUGAUUUCCUUACAAAAUCAUGCUCGGGGUUAAGCAAUCGUUUGGCUGAAAUCACAAAGACUGUGGAAAUAUGUGGUGGUGAUGAUGGUGGACGGGGUUUCGUGAGGGAAAUGGAGAAGUUCGUCGAGAGGGCAGAACAGGAAAUUCAAGCGUUGAGCGAAGAAGAAGAACGUAUUAUCGGGCUCGUGAAGAAAACGAACGAGUACUUUCAAGUUGGGGCUUCAAAAGAUAAAGGAAGGAAGCAGUUUCAACUGUUUGUGAUAGUGAAAGCUUUUCUUGAAAUGGUUGAUAAGGCUUGUGUUGAUAUUGCUAUAAAACUACAAAAGAGAAGAACAGGGGGCGAACAGGAGGCAACAGCGGUGUUGCCAACGCCCAAAUCUCCCAACCGGCCCUCGGUGAAGUUUCCGGUAUUGCCGCCGAAUUUCAUUAGCAGCAGCAGCAGUUCGAGUGAUUCAGAUGAAGAUUUGUAAGUAAGCAAAGAACAUGUAUAGAAACAUCACUUGUGUGCAUUUGAAAUGAGGAAGUCAAGUGUAUC